UCUGGAUUUUUGGACGACGCCUCUCAGUGGUUGCAUUUAGCAAAAUCAUUUUGGCGGGAAAGCAAAACUGUCCAAUCUAUACUCUGUAAUCUGUGAUCUGCAUUUCCAAUCUAUAACCUCUGUAAUCUGUGGUGGAUCGCGUGCGCUUUUCCGCAGUUUCAGUUUGAUUAAAUUAGUCCAAUUUUGGUAUAAAAAGUGCUCGAAUUGUGGAUUUGAAAUAGUCUCUUUACCCAUUAAAAUGAAAUAUAUUCUUGUUACGGGAGGUGUAAUUAGUGGGGUGGGUAAAGGAGUUAUUUCAAGUUCGUUUGGGGCGAUUUUAAAAUGUUGCGGUAUAGAAGUCACUAUGAUCAAAAUCGAUCCUUACAUCAAUUUGGAUGCGGGUACUUUUAGCCCUUACGAACAUGGGGAAGUGUAUGUACUAAAUGACGGAGGAGAAGUGGAUUUAGACCUCGGCAACUAUGAAAGAUUUCUGAACAUUACCUUGCAUAAGGAUAACAAUAUUACUACCGGCAAAAUUUACCAAUCUGUUAUUUCUAAAGAAAGACAUGGCGAUUAUUUGGGAAAAACAGUUCAAGUUGUUCCACAUAUUACCGAUGCGAUUCAAGAAUGGGUAGAAAGAGAAGCAAACAAGCCGGUAUCACAAAGUGGUAAACUUCCGGAAGUGUGCAUCAUAGAACUCGGAGGAGUUAUCGGAGAUAUUGAAAGUAUGGCUUUUGUGGAAGCCUUUAGGCAGUUUCAGUUUAGAGUUAAAAGGGAAAAUUUCUGUGUGGCCCAUGUUUCCUUGGUUCCACAGCCAAAAACUACUGGGGAAUCAAAAACAAAACCAACACAAUCAUCCGUUAGGGAACUUAGGGGAUUGGGUCUUUCGCCAGAUAUAAUUGUUUGCAGGUCAGAAAGGCCAAUUGAGGACGGAGUCAAAGAAAAAAUAUCUAAUUUCUGUCAUGUUGCUCCUGAGCAGAUAAUUAGUGUUCCGGAUCUGCCGUCUGUUUAUGAGGUUCCAGUUUUUAUAGAAAAUCAUGGUAUGGCUGAGUUCUUGAGCAAUAGAUUACAUCUUGGUAUUUGUCCACUUCCUCCGAGGAGGAAAUAUAUGGCAGAAUGGUGUGAGUUAGGAGAACGGAUAAGGCAUCUUAAAUAUGAUGUGAUUGUUGCCAUUGUAGGCAAAUAUACAAGAUUAGAAGACUCUUAUACAUCAAUUACCAAAGCUCUUCAUCACGCAGGAAACAAAAUUGGUUACAAAGUUAUUAUCAAAUUUAUCGAAGCGUCUAAUUUAGAAAAGACGAUGCUGACCGACGAUCCUACGGCUUAUCAUACUGCUUGGAGAGAGCUCUGCCUUUGCGAUUGCGUGGUGGUGCCAGGCGGCUUUGGUAAACGCGGAGUUGAGGGCAAAAUCGAAGCUGUGAGAUGGUGCAGACUCAAAGAAAAACCAUUCUUAGGGAUUUGCUUAGGAUUCCAGACUGCCGUUAUCGAAUUCGCACGAAGCGAAUUGGGUUUAAAAGAUGCACAUUCAACAGAGGUUAAUGAAGAGACUAAAAAUCCAGUUGUAAUAGACAUGCCUGAGCAUAAUACGGGGAUUAUGGGAGGUACCAUGAGGCUGGGAAAAAGAACAACUGUUUUUAAGCCAACCAGCACCAACAGUAAAAUCCGAAAGCUAUAUGGAAGCAAAGGUGCGAUCGAAGAGCGCCAUAGGCACAGGUUUGAGGUGAAUCCUGAAUAUAUACCGAAUUUAGAGAAGCACGGGUUGAAGUUUGUUGGUGUAGACAUAGAUGAGCAACGCAUGGAAAUACUGGAAUUAGAUAAUCACCCUUAUUUUGUAGCGGUGCAAUUUCACCCUGAAUAUCUUUCCAGACCUGUUAAACCCUCUCCUCCGUUCAUUGGUUUGAUUUUAGCGGCAAAGGAUAGGCUGAAAGCGUAUUUGUCUAGAGGGUGCAAAUUAAGCCCACGAGAACCGCAAAGCGAUUAUUAUGAUUCAGAUGACGCACAAGAUUCUAACGAAUUGACAGUAAAGAAGCUACACAAUGAAAAUGAACACGAUGACGACAACAGCAGUGCUUAUAGCAGUUCUAGUCAAUGCUAAGUUGGUUAGUUGUGAUCGGGGUUUGCUUUUUUCUAUGCAACAAUAUAUCCAGUUGUACCUACUAUAACUAUUAUCAGGAACAGGACACGGCAGUAGCAGCAAAGUACUUCCAAUAAUUGAAAUUUACUUGUUUUUAUAUUCAGAAUUCCACGAACUAAUUUUAGGGUCUAAUCAUUCCUUUUUUCUAAUUCCAUUUUUUUGCAAUUCAACAGUUUUUUUUUGGUUUAUUUUAUAUUGUAGGGUAAUGUUGUAUUUUAUUAAUUGUACCAGACCAGUGUACUGUACCAGUAAUUGACUUUGUGCAGGCCAGGAAGUAUUGUAAAUAUGAGUAACUGCAAAUGAUCAGUUCUUAUAAAGUAUGUUUAUAAGAACUGUUAAGUAUUGAAAUUUACUUGCUAAUAAUUUAAUAAAUUUACUGACAAUACUAAACACUUUAUUUAGAUGCUUCUACUUUAAAAAGAUCAGCAAUAUUUUUAGUGUCUUACUUUACAUGUAUAUUAUUUGAUAUUAUCUCACACCAACACUAAAGAUUCCUCACAAGCUGUACACUUUGGAAAUUCCAUAUUAACUUGUAAUAUCCGCGUUGAUUCUAACAUUAGCCUGAACAUAUAAUCAAUGCCAAUCACGAACUCUUAUUUCACCUCCAAUCGAUUGGGAGAUGCUCAUAUUCAUAUGCAUCUUAUUUGGCAUUCAAAACCAUAAUUCAUUAUGAUAAUUGCUUAUGACUCCAAUUGAAGAAUGCUAAAUUAUUUUAUUAUACAAUCGGUAAGGCACAAGCUUGUAUUGCCAAGUGCAAAGGGUUCUUAAUCACAGUUGACCAACGCUUCUCAACGUAAAUCGAUCGAAAUGUGCCGCCUAAUUCAAGUUGUGUUGAUGGUAAGACAAUAUUUGUGUUUUAUACUUUUGGAAAUUGGAUGUUGAUUUAAAAAAAAUUAGGAUCUGUUAAAUUUAUUUUUUGACAAAAAUGCUAUAUUUUCAGUUAUUCAAGAUAUAAUAUAUAUAUUCUAAGUACUGAAUUGAAUUACUGCAAAUGAAUUAGUAUCUGUAUUUUUUUGUUUGGGUUCGGUAUUUUGCAACUAAAAAAAUAAAAUAAAAAAACAAGAGAAUUUCGUUAAUAAAAAAAAUAUUUAUUAAAGUUCAAGACCGCAUACCUCGAAAAAGCUGCGUUUGAAGAUAUGUUUAUAAAGGAAAUAUGCUUGUUCUUUAUUUGAUUGAUUUGAAUUUGAUGUUCUCUAUCACCAUAAAAGUUUGCCGGUAUAUUUACAGAACACUCAACGACAAUGGCGAAACACCAAUUGAUAAGUGUGCCCAAUUAAUUUGCCCAGAUUUAUAGGUUCUAAAACUAAAUAUUACCUUCAUAAAAAUUGUAUGUUUAAUUAUAGGAAAUGUUGCAUAUAAGGCACUAGACUAACUAGUUCUAGUUCGUUUCAAUAAAUAAUUAUUUGAAGUAAUAA
This is a messenger RNA of Dendroctonus ponderosae (mountain pine beetle), 3528 nucleotides long. RefSeq names its product CTP synthase 1. The record is from RefSeq and is a predicted model, not a curated record. Gene Ontology annotation, cellular component: cytoplasm; cytoophidium. Lineage: Eukaryota; Metazoa; Arthropoda; Insecta; Coleoptera; Curculionidae. Gene Ontology annotation, biological process: CTP biosynthetic process; pyrimidine nucleobase biosynthetic process. Gene Ontology annotation, molecular function: CTP synthase activity; identical protein binding.